Messenger RNA from Melanotaenia boesemani (Boeseman's rainbowfish), 3501 nucleotides. RefSeq names its product inverted formin-2-like. The transcript has 24 exons. Lineage: Eukaryota; Metazoa; Chordata; Actinopteri; Atheriniformes; Melanotaeniidae. The record is from RefSeq and is a predicted model, not a curated record. Bases 175 to 3423 code for a protein of 1082 amino acids. Gene Ontology annotation, molecular function: actin binding; small GTPase binding. Gene Ontology annotation, biological process: actin cytoskeleton organization.
CGUCUGACCACGCCCACUCCGCGACGUUAGAGGACAGCCGCUGCCCUCUGACCACGCCCACUCCGCGACGUUAGAGGACAGCCGCUGCCAGCUGUGAGGCGUUCAUCAGAUCUUCAUCCUCCGGGGAUCAGCACAUUGUCCCGCCGCCCUCCGGUCCCCACGGUUCUUGUCGUCAUGGCUACCAAAACCAAGUGGGAAGCAAUGAAGGAGCUUGUAAUCCGAAGCCCCUCCCCAGAUCCAGACGCCAUGCUGGAAGCGAACCUGGAGAACGCCGAGCCCGAACUGUGCAUCCGCCUGCUGCAGGUUCCCACGGUGGUGAACUACUCGGGUUUGCAGCGGCGGUUAGAGGCCAGCAGUCAGUCCUGGAUGGGUCAGUUCCUGGAACUGCGAGGUCUGGACCUGCUGAUGGAGGCGUUGGAGCGUCUGUCGGGUCGCGGCUGCGCUCGAAUCUCUGACGCUCUGCUGCAGCUGACGUGCGUGUCCUGCAUCCGGGCCGUCAUGAACUCGUCCGCAGGGCUGCUCUUCAUCCUGGACAACGAAGCCUACGUCAGGACCCUGACCCAGGCUCUGGACACGUCCAACGUGAUGGUGAAGAUGCAGGUGUUUGAGCUGCUGGCGGCGCUUACUGUGUUUGACCCUCAUGGACGUCACCUGACCCUGGACGCCUUGGAAAAGUACAAGAGUUUGAAGAAGCAGCAGUACCGCUUCAGCGUCCUCAUGAACGAGCUUCUCGACACCGAUAACGUCCCGUACAUGGUGAUCCUGAUGAGCAUGGUCAACGUGCUGGUACAGGGACAGGAAGACCUGCGGAGGAGGGUCCGAAUGCGACAGGAGUUCAUCGGGCUUCAGCUUCUCCACCUGCUGCCCAGACUCAGGGAAACGGAAGAUGAGGACCUAAACAUCCAGUGUGAUGCAUUCGAGGACUCCAUGACUGAUGACGAUGAGGAGAUGGAGAGGCUGUACGGAGGGAUCGACAUGAGCAACCACCAGGAGGUCUUCACCUCGCUCUUCACCAAGGUGUCCAGCAGUCCGUCCUCCGUUCAGCUGCUGUCCAUCCUUCAGGCCUUGCUGUUGGUGGAUCCAGGCAGAGCCGACAUCUGGUCGAUUCUGGAGAUGCUGACUGACCGAGCCGGCCUGCUGGCUCAGGACCCUGAUUUAGAAUCUGAUGCUUCUCUGCUGGAUCGGCUCCUCCCCCAAAAGUCUCUCUCAGCCAAUCACAGGAUCCGAACCAUUGACAGGGCAGUACAGACUCAACUACCAGAUCACCCUGCUGUCUCUUCAGCAGCAUCUCAACAGGCUCCUCCCCCUGCUGCAACCAGUGCUCCUCCUCCACCUCCCCCACCACCCUUACCUGGUGUAGGAGCUCCUCCUCCACCUCCCCCACCACCCUUACCUGGUGUACGAGCUCCUCCUCCACCUCCUCCCCCACCUCUGCCAGGAAUGGGGGUUCCUCCUCCACCUCCUCCCCCACCUUUACCUGGAAUGGGACCUCCACCUCCUCCCCCACCCUUACCUGGAAUGGGACCUCCGCCCCCUCCCCCUUCCACUGGGUACAUCAUCAAAGCCCAGGUAGCUCCAUGUGUAGGCAGCUCAUACUACAGCCCUGCCCCUCACACAAACCCCACCCCCUGUCCCACCCUAAGAAUGAAGAAGCUGAACUGGCAGAAACUCCCGUCCAGAGUGAUGACAGAUCAUCAGUCAUUGUGGACGUGGGCUUCUUCUGACUCAGUGGAACCAAAUUACUGCAGCAUCGAGCAGCUCUUCAGUCUUCCUCCAACCGAGACCAAAACCAGAACAAACACCAAGACUGAGCCCAAAGAGAUUUCCUUCAUCGAUGCCAAGAAAAGUCUGAACCUCAACAUUUUCCUCAAGCAGUUUAAAUGUUCCCAUGAAGACUUUGUGUCUCUGAUCCGCAAAGGAGACAGAUCCAAGUUCGAUGUGGAAGUCCUGAAACAGCUGAUCAAACUGCUUCCAGAGAGACACGAGGUAGAGAACCUGAAGUCUAACCAAACAGAGAGAGACAAGAUGGCAUCAGUGGACCUCUUUUAUUUGCAGCUGCUGGAUGUCCCCAGUUACACACUGAGGAUCGAGUGUAUGCUGCUGUGUGAGGAGAGUAGCUGCGAGCUGGAGACUCUGAAGCCGAAAGCUGAGCUGCUGGACCGAGCCUGUCAGAGUGUGAGGGAGAGCACUCGGCUGCCCAGCUUCUGCAAACUCAUCCUCAGUAUUGGAAACUUUCUCAACUACGGAACUCACACUGGGAAUGCCGAAGGUUUUAAAAUCAGCACUCUGCUCAAACUGACGGAAACUAAAGCCAAUAAGUCCAGAAUGACUCUGCUGCACCACGUUCUGGAGGAGGUGGAGGGAAACCAUCCAGAGCUGCUGAACCUUCCUGAUGACCUUCAGAUCUGUGAAAAAGCUGCUGGAGUCAGUGCAGAAUCCGUUCAGUCUGAUGUCAAAUCUCUGAUCGAACGGCUGAAAAACUCAGAGAAGAAAGUUUCCUCUUCCUCUGAGGAUGUGAAGGAGCAGUACCUGUCUGCCAUUCAGGAGAGUCUGCAGGCAUGUGAGCAGCUGCAGCAGGUGAUGUCAUCAGUGGAGGAGAAGAGGCGGGACCUGGCUGACUACCUGUGUGAGGACAGCAGCAGCUUCUCUCUGGAUGACCUUUUCACUACCAUCAAGACCUUCAGAGACCUGUUCCUCCGAGCUUUGAAGGAGAAUGAAAGUCGUAGAGAGCAGGAGAAGAGGAGGAAGAAACAAGAAGAAGAGAAGAAACUGCAAGGAGACAAACCCAAGACCAUCAGGAAAGAUGUGAGUCCUCAGGAUGAAGGCUGCAUCAUCGACAAGCUGCUGGCUGAGAUCCGUAGAGGCUACGACCUGAAGAAGACCAGAUCCCGGACCGAGAGGACCAGCAGGGUCCUGGAUCGACCCCCUGUCAUGCAGAGGCCGUUGGCCCUAGAGAAGGUUGAUACUCCUGCUUCCAGCCAAUCACAAAAGAUCUCAGAGACAGUCCAGGUCUCCACAGGUGCGCCAUCUCAAACAAGACCAGAACCAGGACUAGCUGAGUCCUACGGAGUUCCUUCAGAGGCCCAGAUCCCCAGUAAGUCCUCUACUGCUGCUGCUGACACAAAGGUGGACCAGAGCCAGACCCGAGACCAGGACUCUGAGAUGGAUUCUGGUUUUGAUGGAGAAACCACAAUCAAGGACUCUGAGAUGGCUUCUAAUCCUGACACAGAUACCAGAAUCCAGAACUCUGAGAUUGAGUCUAGUCCUGACACUGAGACCCGAGGUUCUGCAGGACAGGAAGCUGAGUUUGAGGUGAUCACGUCGACGGAAGUCAGAAGAACCAAAUGGGGCGAUGCUGAAGAAGACAAGCUUCAUAACGGAGCCAAACAUUCAAAGACAAAGAAAACAUGUGCUUUGCACUGAGGUGAGCAGAAGAAGACUCGUCUCCAUGGCAACAGGAAUGAAUGUUAAAAACAUGGCAAAUAAAAGUGAUGCAGCAAA